CGCUAGCAGAAAAUCGAUGGGGAGACCAUCGUGUUGAGACCACCGGUCGCAUCAAACUUCCUUGCGCGCACGCGCGUAGACGGACAAAAGCACUAAAGCCAUGGCCGCGCAGUUCAGUGAAGACCAACAAGACACGAUGAACCCCAUCAAGGCCCAGGCCGUCCCGUCCGCGCCGCCGGCCGUCAAGGGCUCGUAUCGAAGCGUCAGCCAGGGCUACGACAACGUCCCGGACAUCGAGGUAGGCGUGGGAGACGCAGUCGACGCGCACGUGCAGCGGCAGAUGCGCCUGGGAUUUAUCCGGAAGGUCUAUGGCAUCCUGACGUGCCAGCUCGCGCUGACGACGAUCGUGUGCUCCGUCCUAGCGCUGAACGGCGCCUGCCGCCGCUUCGUCAUGACGACGCCGUCGCUGAUGUACAUCGGCAUGUGUCAGCGUGCAACUCUCCCCCACGCCAUCGCCGCGACUCACGAACGCGAAACACAGGCAUGUUCGGCUCGUUCGGAGUGCUCUUCGCCCUGAUGGCGUUCAAGAACCAGCACCCGUUGAACGCGCAGUUGCUGUUCGUGUGGACAUUGAUGGAGGCGUACACGGUCGGAGUCGUAUGCGCGUCCUAUACUGCUGCUGGGCAAGGGAGAAUAGUUGUGGAAGCCUUGGUGCUCACGGCGGCGAUAUUUGCGAGUCUUACGCUCUACACCGUGUACUCGAAACGGGACUGGAGCUUUAUGGAAGCUGGCUUGUCUUCGGGUUUACUCCUCCUCAUUUUCUGGGGCCUGUUCUCGUUGUUCUUCCCGGCGCUGGCGGGCGGGCUCUACAGCCUCUUUGGCGCUUUGCUGUUCAGCGGCUUCAUCAUCUUCGACACGUGGCAGAUCACGGAGCGGCUCGGGUACGACGACCACAUCCUCGCGUCGAUAACUCUGUAUCUCGACAUCCUCAACCUGUUCCUGUUCAUCCUCCGCCUGCUGUCGCGGGACCGGAACUGAGAAACCCCCCUGAUGUAAAGACUCUAUAAUCCUAAUUAUUUACACGAUAACGACUCUGG
This is a messenger RNA of Pelagomonas calceolata, 1037 nucleotides long. Lineage: Eukaryota; Pelagophyceae; Pelagomonadales; Pelagomonadaceae. The record is from the annotation of a GenBank genome assembly.